AUGGACAUUAAUGAACCAUCAUUGAUGGACGUUGCACAUGACACGAUCAAUUCGACUCAAGGUCCGGCGCUAAUAAAAGUAGCUUACUCUCCUAGUAGCGAAGGAAAAAGGCAGGGCUUUAUUCGUAGUAAUAGUGGGCAGCGGGGGCUACCCUCGACUCACCUCUCUAUCUAUAAAACCCUCCCCGGAGGAGAGCGGAAGCUCCAGGAUGAGAAUGAAUCCGGGAAUCCAGGACAUACUCAUCCUGAUCCACCAUGGAAUUUUCGGAAUCUACAAAAACAUUCUAGGAGAGGGCUCGUAAUGAUCUUCUCAAAGAUCACAAGAUGCUGAAGUGGCAGGCAGGAUAGGGGGGGGACCUGUAGGUUUUUGUGAAAGGGAUGCUCUUAUCAUGUUAUUGCUGAAAAGAAAAAGAAAAUUCCUCUAUUUUUUUUAUGUCGAUUCAUCCAUACUUCCAUUCUUUGUAGAGGGAGGCUAACUGCUUGCCGGCUGGGAGCUGUAUGAGCGGUAACGUCCACGUACGGCUCCGUGAGAAGGGCGGUGGACAGAAAUGGCCUUGUUGUACCUCACUCUCG
This is a messenger RNA of Arachis duranensis, 572 nucleotides long. RefSeq lists its product as uncharacterized. The record is from RefSeq and is a predicted model, not a curated record. Lineage: Eukaryota; Viridiplantae; Streptophyta; Magnoliopsida; Fabales; Fabaceae.